Molecule: messenger RNA, 1023 nt
Organism: Selaginella moellendorffii
Lineage: Eukaryota; Viridiplantae; Streptophyta; Lycopodiopsida; Selaginellales; Selaginellaceae
Product: thioredoxin domain-containing protein PLP3B
Exons: 8
Coding region: 62-787 (241 amino acids)
Cellular component (GO): cytoplasm
Source: RefSeq, a predicted model, not a curated record
GUUAGGUCUGUGAGCCCUAAUCUUCUUGUUUUGUUGGGGAGAAGUUCUGUUCUUCGCAGCUAUGGAUCCCAGCAAGUUUGGAUCGACGCUCUCCGACCUGGCGUUUGGAUCCGCCAUGGGAGCUGCGGCGCGGGAUUACAAGAAGGAAAUGCUGGCGGCAGAGAAGCAAUCGACGAAGGAGGCGGCGCCGGAAGUAGAUCUGGACGAGCUCAUGGAUGAUCCAGAGCUGGAGCGGCUUCAUGCCGAUAGGAUUGCAUCACUCAAGAGGGAAGCUGAGAAGAGGCAAGUUUUGCAAAGGCAGGGACAUGGAGAGUACAGAGAGGUAGCCGAAGAAGAUUUUCUCGGAGAAGUUACUGGCAGUAACAAGGUUGUGUGUCACUUCUACCAUCGCGAGUUCUUCCGCUGCAAGAUCAUCAACAAGCACCUGAAAGCUCUAGCUCUUAAACACUUUGAGACAAAAUUCAUUAUGGUGGAUGCGGAGGUGAGAUUUUUCGUUCCUGUCGUUCAGUUCCUUGAUUCAUUUAUCCCCGUACAGAAAUGUCCAUUCUUCGUUUCAAAGCUCAAGAUCAAGACGCUGCCGUGCGUCAUCUUGUUCAGGAACGGCAUUGCAAGCGAGAGAAUUGUCGGGUUUGAAGAACUGGGAGGCGUGGACGAUUUUCCCACAGCUACGCUCGAGAAGCUCCUGAUCAAGAAAGGGAUCUUGAUAGUUCCAGAGAAAAAGGUGGAAGACGACUACGGACAGACAAGGAUCCGCACGACGACGUAUGAAGACAGUGACUCGGAGUAGACCAAACAAAAAAAAAAUCGAAUCUGGUACCACCACAGGUCUUCGGGAAGAGCUACAAGGAAUUCUUCGUCAAAGUUACAAGCACUUCAACGUUUUGCCUCAAGAAGAUCGAAACUCCAAACGUCCGGGGAAUUAUCAAAGGUUAGAGAAUAUGUACGUUGUUUGAUCUUGGACUUAUUGGAUUGGUGUAGCAUAAGAAUCACGCAUGGGCAAAAAGUUUAUAUCUUUUGAUCGAA